Molecule: messenger RNA, 723 nt
Organism: Leptinotarsa decemlineata (Colorado potato beetle)
Lineage: Eukaryota; Metazoa; Arthropoda; Insecta; Coleoptera; Chrysomelidae
Gene: Rab14
Product: RAS oncogene family member Rab14
Biological process (GO): phagosome maturation; Golgi to endosome transport; defense response to bacterium
Cellular component (GO): phagocytic vesicle; trans-Golgi network; recycling endosome
Molecular function (GO): GTP binding; GTPase activity
Source: RefSeq, a predicted model, not a curated record
AAUAUUCGCCCCCACAAACCAUUAAUCAAUUGAGAAUCUAGAUUAAUUACUCCAUUACUUGUCAUUCUUGUCAAAAGGAUUGAAAAUGGCUACCCACUGUUUGUAGUUUAUCACAUCGUGUCAAAGAAAGGUUUCGAUCACCAUAAAAUUCUUGUUAAUUUUCACUUUGAACUGUUGAAAAUUUGUUUCAUUUAGAUUCGAGUGAUUGAAAGGUAAAUGUUCAGACAAAAUGUCAGCUGGUCCUUACAAUUAUUCCUACAUUUUCAAAUACAUCAUAAUCGGCGACAUGGGAGUGGGGAAGUCAUGUCUCCUCCACCAAUUCACUGAGAAAAAGUUUAUGGCUGAUUGCCCCCACACCAUAGGGGUAGAAUUUGGCACCCGCAUCAUUGAAGUGUCUGGACAGAAAAUAAAACUCCAGAUAUGGGACACUGCUGGACAGGAACGCUUUAGGGCUGUAACAAGGUCUUAUUAUCGUGGCGCUGCUGGUGCUUUGAUGGUGUAUGACAUUACUAGGAGAUCUACAUACAACCACCUCAGCAGUUGGUUGACAGACACCAGGAACUUAACCAAUCCCAGUACAGUUAUAUUCCUCAUAGGAAAUAAGUGUGAUUUGGAAGGACAGAGGGAUGUAACUUAUGAGGAGGCUAGUAAAUUUGCCGAAGAAAAUGGUUUGAUGUUUGUUGAAGCUAGUGCAAAGACGUGAGUGUUUUUUAUCUAUUUAUG